AUGUUUUUUUCUCAAACUACUCCAUCUUCUAUUGGAAACACAAGUACUACGGGUUUAGGAAUGCUUGGUUCUACUGGGUCUGGGGUAGGAACAUAUUUACUAAAUUCAUCUUCAAAUACUUCUCAGACUGGAACAUCAAUUACGCAGUCUUCUAAUUCAGGCAACUCAUUUCAAUUGCCAAAUUCACAGUCCGGAAUCUCCAAUACAUCAAGCUUAUUCGGAGGUUCAAGUUUAAAUAACUCAUCUUCAAUAGGAGUACUUGGUAAUACCGAACCUGGAAUAUCUUUGUUUGGAACUUCUCAGUUACAAAGUCAGCUCCAAACGCAAGUCAAUUCUCAAGCUCAAUAUCUGCCUUUAAACCCUACAGUUGGCCAAUUAACCAAUUAUAUUCAGAGCUGGAAAGCUGAAUUUGACGAGAUUGAAAAUCAACUACGUGGAAAUGAUAAACAUAUUGAAUACCUAACUAACAAUAAACUUGUUGAGAUUACUCGAUUAUGUAGUACAUAUAAGAAAGGCGUAGAAAGACGAAAUGAAGAAAUAGAGAAUAUCAAAUCUCUUCAAUUCAGGACGCAAGACUCUAUUGAGUCAGUGAUAUCGGAAAUCACAACUGUACAACAACUGAGCCAUGAUAUUACCCACAUUUAUGAUCGUAUUAAAGAUAUUGAUCAAAAUAAUUCCUCAAGGCAAAUUCAGCCAUUAAGGUUCCCUUUACCCAUAUUUGAAUUUUUCUGUGAAAAUAUGGCCAAAAAAUGUAGGAGUAUUGAGGAAAUUAUUGGGAAUUUAGAUAGAGUUGUUUCUUCUCUAAGAGAGGAAUUAACAAAUGCAACUGUGGAAGAUGUACUUAAAUAUAUUGCGGAGAUAAUAAAUAACAACUACGAAUCAUUCUAUGAUUUAGUUACUCAAUGUUCUCAAUUGCAUGAUAAGACGGAGUCCAUUGUAAAUAUAUCAAAGUUGCACGAGGCGAGUCGCAAUUAA
This is a messenger RNA of Cryptosporidium ubiquitum, 975 nucleotides long. RefSeq lists its product as uncharacterized. The coding region runs from base 1 to 975 and encodes 324 amino acids. NCBI's taxonomy places the organism in Eukaryota, Apicomplexa, Conoidasida, Eucoccidiorida, Cryptosporidiidae. The transcript has a single exon. The record is from RefSeq and is a predicted model, not a curated record.